AUGGUGUUCUUCAUAAUCCUGAUGUUUGGAAUUUUUCCGACUUUGGCAACCGAAGAUACACCGCAUGUAACGGAAUUGCUAACAGAGGAGGGCGAAAAAACAUGCGAACCAUUACAUGACGGGAUUUCAGAGGAGUUCCGAAAGGGGUUACAGGACGCAGUUUCUAAGGCGCUACCAGGUCUUAAUCCGGAAUACGACUGUAACUUGGAAUAUAUGGCCCGUCAAAAUUUUAGCGACAGCGUCGUCGAAGACUCUAAUUUUAGAAACGAUUUGCAAAUGGAUGAAACAAGUUAUGAAGGUGAUGAAGACAAUCUUAUUGAACAAGCCUUCAAUGCGUGGGGGCCAAAAUUCGAGAAGAUAAAGGAUGUGGACAAAAAGGAGAAAUAUGGCUGUUACUAUGGAAGGAAAGGAACUGGAUUGACGCAAUCAAGAAUUGUUUGCCUAUUUGUUUGA
Necator americanus (New World hookworm) is the source of this 453-nucleotide messenger RNA. RefSeq lists its product as uncharacterized. The record is from RefSeq and is a predicted model, not a curated record. The coding region runs from base 1 to 453 and encodes 150 amino acids. The transcript is spliced from 5 exons. NCBI's taxonomy places the organism in Eukaryota, Metazoa, Nematoda, Chromadorea, Rhabditida, Ancylostomatidae.